CUAAUUCACAGUGAAUUUGUGACAUUUUGUAUCUGCCAGCGAAAGCGCCAAUAUAGAAUUUAUGCAGAAAUAAAUGGUGGAAAAUGUUCAUUUUGGCCUAACAACAAAAUUUUCGUGGUCCCAGUACAAAAUUACUGCAUUGCUAUUUAAUAAAAUCAUAAAAAUCGUAUUACAUAGUGUGUAAAGAUGUCGUUCUUCGGCGGAAGCACUUCACUGGGUGCAACAAGCACGCCCGCAAAACCUGGUGGCAUAUUUUCGUCGUUCGGCACUGGCAGUGCGGCUGCUGCUCCAGCUUUCGGCACAGCGACAUCAACCGCUGCACCGGCGUUUGGUACAUCCGCUUUUGGCACUACAGGUUUUGGCAGCGCUGCACCUUCAUCUGCACCCUCUCUCUUCGGUGGUACUGCAACAGCUCCCAACACAACAGGAUUCGGAGGUUUUGGUGCGGCAACAUCCACAGCACCUUCAUUCGGCGGUUUCGGAACGACUGCCGCCACUAGUGGUUCGGGUUUUGGUGGAUUUGGUGCCACAUCAACAACAACAACAGCUCCGGCCUUUGGUGGAUUCGGUACGCAAGCAAGUGCUUUCGGUGGUUUUGGUACCGGCGGGAGUACAUUCGCUUCAUCUUUUGGUAAACCUGCCGCUCCAACGGUUACACCCGGAUUUAGUGGCUUCGGUGGCGCCACGAACUUCAUGCUAGGUCAGCCGCAGCAACAAGUGCCACAGUUAUCACCAGAUGAAGCUUUCGCUCAAUCCAUUUUCAAUGUUUCGAUUUAUGGUGAUGAACGUGACACCAUUAUUGCCAAAUGGAAUUACCUGCAAGCUCUGUGGGGUACCGGAAAAUCAUUUUACUCACAAAAUGCCGUUUCGGUCGAAAUUACGCCCCAAAAUUAUUUAUGCCGUUUCAAAGCAAUGGGCUAUAGCCGCUUACCGGGAAAAGAUAAUAAAAUGGGAUUGGUCGCGCUGAAUUUUAAUAAACCGGUGGAUGUAAAAGCUCAACAACAGCAAAUUAUGACCUCACUUAACAGCAUCUUUGGAAAUAAACCGAACUUGGCUAUAAAUAUUGAGUCCAGCAAAGAGCAUGAACAGAAUAAGUGUCAGUUAGUCAUAUACGUAGAGGAGCGCUCCCAAAUGUCCCCUAACGAAACGAAACGUAUACUCGCCACCGAAGUUUCCAGCUAUCUCAAUCAGGCGAACAUGAAAGCACAAUUAGCCACUCUUGGUAUUGCUGAAGUGCUGGCAUUGGUUUUGCCCGACGAAGAUCAACUUAAAGAAUAUUUAGAGAAUCCACCAAAGGGCAUUGAUCCGCGCAUGUGGCGUCAAGCGAAAUUGGAUAACCCAGACAAAUCUAAGUUCAUACCAGUACCAAUGAUCGGGUUCAAUGACCUCAAAUGGCGCACAAAGUGUCAAGAGCAUGAAACAGAAACACAUGCGCUCUACCUAAAGAAAGUAGAAAAGGACUUGGCUGAAUUAAGGCAAAGACAUACUGCAGCAACAGCAAGAAUAAUGGAGCACAAGCGAAAAUUAGCAGAAUUAAGUCAUAAUAUAUUAAAAAUUAUCGUAAAGCAAGAGUGCACUCGCAAAAUCGGACUGGCAUUAACACCAGAAGAGGAGGCGCUACGAACAAAGCUCGAAAAUAUGCAAGCCUUAGUAUCAGCUCCAACACAAUUUAAGGGACGUCUCAGCGAACUUUUAUCCCAAAUGCGCAUGCAACGCAAUCAAUAUGCUUUCAGCGGUGGUAGUGAAUAUGCUAUAGACAAGGAUAGUGAGGAGGAAAUGAAAUCAUUUUUGGCUAUGCAGCAGAAAGCGAUGGAAGUACUGACAGAAGUCGUAACAAAGGACUUGAAAGCAUUACAAAUUAUCAUGGAAGGCAUGCCUGAGCUGGUACGAGUUUAGUAGUGAUUGCUUAGAAAUAAAGGAAGAUUUAACGAAAUAUUUUAUAACUGGAGUAAGUAAAAAUGAAUGAAUAAAUUGUUUUGCAUUCGUAUAAUGGAAAAUCAGGUGAUUGCUAAUACCAUGUAUAAAUUUUGAGAAUGCAUAGUUUUUUACGUGGAAUUCGCGAUAAACCUAAUUUGGUUUUAAGUAAGAUGAUUUGUGGAAAAUUACGAUUUCAAUUGUUUCUGCGUAAGACUGGGUCUAACACAGCCAGCUCAACCUACUAUUUUCCCAUUACAUAUUGUAUAUUCAGUAUAAAAUACCAGAUUUUCAUUAUCAUCAUUUGUUUGUAUUUCAUUUUAUGUAAUACAAUAUUUUUUUUUUAUAAGCAGGUAUUUUCAUUUUGUCGCAUACAACAAUUAACUUCUUAACGCGAAACUUUUUCAAAACAUAUUUCAUCGUUUAUAUUGCAUCUGCGUCCUUGUAUGUUGGUAGCUGCAUUAUUGUUUAAUAUUUCCUGUUUGAGUAUAAGCUAAAAAAUAUAUAUAUAUCUUUGCA
Rhagoletis zephyria (snowberry fruit fly) is the source of this 2433-nucleotide messenger RNA. RefSeq names its product nuclear pore complex protein Nup54 (gene Nup54). The record is from RefSeq and is a predicted model, not a curated record. Gene Ontology annotation, biological process: nuclear pore organization; protein localization to nuclear inner membrane; NLS-bearing protein import into nucleus. Lineage: Eukaryota; Metazoa; Arthropoda; Insecta; Diptera; Tephritidae. Gene Ontology annotation, molecular function: structural constituent of nuclear pore. Gene Ontology annotation, cellular component: nuclear pore central transport channel; nuclear pore.